Aethalodelphis obliquidens (Pacific white-sided dolphin) is the source of this 6624-nucleotide messenger RNA. RefSeq names its product dedicator of cytokinesis 3 (gene DOCK3). The record is from RefSeq and is a predicted model, not a curated record. NCBI's taxonomy places the organism in Eukaryota, Metazoa, Chordata, Mammalia, Artiodactyla, Delphinidae. Gene Ontology annotation, biological process: small GTPase-mediated signal transduction. Gene Ontology annotation, molecular function: small GTPase binding; GTPase activator activity; guanyl-nucleotide exchange factor activity. The coding region runs from base 318 to 6464 and encodes 2048 amino acids. Gene Ontology annotation, cellular component: plasma membrane; cytoplasm. The transcript has 53 exons.
GCCGAAUCGCGGCGGCGCCGGGAGCCGAGCAGCAGAGCUGUGAGGAACGAGCGGUGGCGUGAGAACGCCAGGGACUGACAGGUGGCAAACCCUCGCCCGCGCUGAUCGGGUUUGCUGGGGCGCCCGCGGAACCUGGCGGUCCGGGCGUGGCGGCGGUCGCAUCCCGGACGGCCUGUGAGGGAUGCGCCGCCCACUGCCCUGCGCCGCCUGACCGCCCCCGCCUCGCCUAGCGGUGCGCCACAGCCGGGCCCGCGGCCGUCCCCGCCGCGCUGUCGCCCGGCCGCCGCCGCGCCCGCGGGGUCGCGCCCGGCCCGGCCAUGUGGACCCCCACGGAGGAAGAGAAAUACGGCGUAGUGAUAUGCAGCUUUCGAGGAUCUGUCCCUCAAGGAUUGGUCUUAGAAAUAGGAGAAACAGUCCAGAUUCUUGAAAAAUGUGAAGGUUGGUAUAGAGGAGUUUCAACAAAGAAGCCAAAUGUAAAGGGGAUCUUUCCUGCAAAUUACAUUCAUUUGAAAAAAGCAAUUGUCAGUAAUAGGGGGCAGUAUGAAACUGUGGUUCCACUUGAAGAUUCUAUUGUGACUGAAGUUACAGCAACUCUGCAAGAAUGGGCCAGUCUGUGGAAACAACUCUAUGUGAAACAUAAAGUAGAUCUUUUCUACAAGCUACGCCAUGUGAUGAAUGAACUUAUUGACCUUCGAAGGCAGCUCCUGUCUGGUCACCUGACUCAGGAUCAGGUGCGGGAGGUUAAGCGGCACAUCACCGUGCGCCUGGACUGGGGCAAUGAGCAUUUGGGCCUGGACCUGGUGCCUCGAAAGGACUUUGAAGUAGUGGAUGCGGACCAGAUUAGUGUCUCAGAUCUCUAUAAAAUGCAUUUAUCUAGCCGGCAGAGUGUACAGCAAAGCACAUCUCAGGUAGAUACAAUGCGCCCACGACAUGGGGAAACCUGUCGGAUACCAGUGCCACAUCACUUCUUUCUCAGUCUGAAGAGUUUCACCUACAAUACCAUUGGGGAAGAUACCGAUGUCUUCUUUUCCUUAUAUGAUAUGAGAGAAGGCAAGCAGAUCAGUGAGCGGUUUCUGGUGAGACUGAACAAGAAUGGUGGGCCAAGGAACCCAGAGAAGAUAGAACGAAUGUGUGCCCUUUUUACAGAUCUGAGCAGCAAAGAUAUGAAGAGAGAUUUAUAUAUAGUUGCCCAUGUGAUACGAAUAGGCCGGAUGCUCCUGAAUGACUCAAAGAAGGGCCCUGCUCAUCUGCACUAUCGGCGGCCGUAUGGCUGUGCGGUCCUAAGCAUCCUGGAUGUCCUGCAGUCGCUCACAGAAUUAAAGGAAGAGAAGGAUUUUGUUCUUAAGGUUUACACGUGCAACAACGAGAGUGAGUGGUCCCAGAUCCACGAGAAUAUCAUCCGCAAGUCCAGCGCCAAGUACUCUGCCCCCAGCGCCAGUCAUGGUCUUAUCAUUUCUCUGCAGCUUCUUCGUGGAGACAUGGAACAGAUUAGGAGAGAAAAUCCUAUGAUAUUUAAUAGGGGAUUGGCAAUUACAAGAAAAUUGGGAUUUCCUGACGUCAUCAUGCCAGGUGAUAUCCGCAAUGACCUGUACCUAACCCUGGAGAAGGGGGACUUCGAGAGAGGGGGAAAGAGUGUACAGAAGAAUAUUGAAGUGACCAUGUAUGUGCUUUAUGCAGAUGGAGAAAUCUUGAAGGAUUGCAUCAGCUUGGGUUCAGGAGAGCCGAAUAGGAGUUCGUACCACUCCUUCGUCCUCUACCACAGUAAUAGUCCUCGCUGGGGAGAAAUUAUCAAAUUGCCCAUCCCCAUUGAUCGGUUCCGGGGCUCCCACCUGCGCUUCGAGUUCAGACACUGUUCCACAAAGGACAAAGGGGAAAAGAAACUCUUUGGCUUUGCAUUCUCACCCCUGAUGCGGGAUGACGGCACCACCCUCUCAGAUGAUAUCCACGAGCUCUAUGUGUACAAGUGUGAUGAGAAUAGCACGUUUAACAACCAUGCUCUGUACUUGGGCCUGCCCUGCUGCAAAGAGGACUAUAACGGCUGCCCUAACAUCCCCUCCAGCCUCAUCUUCCAACGCAGCACCAAAGAGUCUUUCUUCAUUUCCACACAGCUCUCCUCCACCAAACUCACCCAGAAUGUGGACCUCCUUGCUCUGCUGAAAUGGAAGGCCUUUCCAGACCGGAUCAUGGACAUCCUAGGGCGUCUGCGGCAUGUCAGUGGGGAGGAAAUUGUUAAGUUUCUACAGGACAUCUUAGAUACGCUGUUUGUGAUUUUGGAUGAUAAUACAGAGAAAUAUGGCCUGUUGGUGUUUCAGUCUUUGGUAUUCAUCAUCAACCUGCUCCGAGACAUCAAAUAUUUCCAUUUCCGACCUGUAAUGGACACAUACAUCCAGAAGCACUUUGCUGGAGCCCUGGCAUACAAGGAGCUAAUCCGCUGUUUGAAGUGGUACAUGGACUGCUCGGCAGAACUGAUUCGGCAGGAUCACAUUCAGGAAGCCAUGAGGGCCUUGGAGUACCUUUUCAAGUUUAUUGUGCAGUCAAGGAUCCUCUACUCACGUGCCACCUGUGGGAUGGAAGAGGAGCAAUUCCGGUCCAGCAUCCAAGAACUUUUCCAGUCCAUCCGGUUUGUGCUCAGUUUGGACAGCAGAAACUCAGAAACACUCCUUUUCACUCAGGCUGCACUUCUCAAUUCCUUCCCAACGAUCUUUGAUGAGCUGCUGCAAAUGUUCACUGUGCAGGAGGUAGCAGAGUUUGUGAGAGGGACUCUGGGGAGCAUGCCCAGCACUGUGCACAUUGGGCAGUCAAUGGAUGUGGUCAAGCUGCAGUCCAUUGCCAGAACUGUGGAUAGCCGCCUAUUUUCUUUCUCAGAAUCCCGUCGCAUCCUGCUUCCUGUGGUUCUCCAUCACAUUCACCUUCACCUGAGGCAGCAGAAAGAGCUGCUAAUCUGCUCAGGGAUUCUUGGCAGCAUCUUCUCCAUCGUCAAGACCAGCUCUCUGGAGGCAGAUGUCAUGGAGGAGGUAGAAAUGAUGGUGGAGAGCCUCUUGGACGUGCUCUUACAGACUCUGCUCACCAUCAUGAGCAAAUCGCACGCUCAGGAGGCGGGCGAGUAUGUGUCCUGCCUUCUCUCAUUGCUCCGCCAGAUGUGUGACACCCAUUACCAGCACCUCCUGGACAACUUCCAGAGCAAAGAUGAGCUCAAGGAAUUUCUGCUGAAGAUUUUCUGUGUGUUCCGGAACCUGAUGAAGAUGAGUGUCUUUCCUCGGGACUGGAUGGUGAUGAGACUUCUCACAAGCAAUAUUAUAGUCACUACAGUCCAGUACCUGUCUUCUGCACUGCACAAGAAUUUCACAGAGACAGACUUCGACUUUAAGGUGUGGAAUUCUUAUUUUAGCCUGGCAGUUCUGUUCAUAAAUCAGCCAAGCCUUCAGCUAGAAAUCAUUACUUCCACCAAGAGGAAGAAGAUUCUAGAUAAGUAUGGGGACAUGCGUGUGAUGAUGGCUUAUGAACUGUUCAGCAUGUGGCAGAAUUUGGGUGAACAUAAGAUCCACUUUAUUCCGGGAAUGAUUGGUCCUUUUCUGGGUGUGACACUGGUCCCACAGCCAGAAGUGCGGAAUAUCAUGAUUCCAAUCUUUCAUGACAUGAUGGACUGGGAGCAAAGGAAAAAUGGCAACUUCAAACAGGUGGAGGCCGAGCUGAUUGACAAGCUGGACAGCAUGGUGUCAGAAGGGAAAGGCGAUGAGAGCUACAGGGAGCUCUUCGGCCUGCUCCUGCUGGAGAAAGUUGAACAGGAAACAUGGCGCGAGACCGGCAUUUCCUUUGUAACCUCGGUCACCCGCCUCAUGGAACGCCUUCUUGACUACAGGGAUUGCAUGAAAGGAGAGGAGACAGAGAAUAAGAAGAUCGGCUGCACUGUUAACCUGAUGAACUUUUACAAAUCUGAGAUUAACAAAGAAGAGAUGUAUAUCCGCUAUAUCCAUAAGCUUUGUGACAUGCAUUUGCAGGCCGAAAACUACACAGAAGCUGCGUUCACUCUGCUCCUCUACUGUGAGCUGCUACAGUGGGAGGAAAGGCCACUGCGGGAAUUCCUCCAUUACCCAUCCCAGACAGAGUGGCAGCGGAAAGAGGGACUGUGCCGCAAGAUCAUCCACUACUUCAACAAAGGCAAGAGUUGGGAGUUUGGGAUCCCACUGUGCAGGGAGCUGGCGUGUCAGUAUGAGAGCCUCUACGAUUAUCAGAGCCUCAGCUGGAUUCGGAAAAUGGAGGCCAGCUACUAUGACAACAUCACGGAGCAGCAACGCCUGGAGCCUGAGUUCUUUCGGGUCGGCUUCUAUGGCAGGAAGUUUCCUUUUUUCCUUCGGAACAAAGAAUAUGUGUGCCGUGGCCACGACUACGAGAGGCUGGAGGCCUUCCAGCAGAGGAUGCUCAGUGAGUUCCCACAGGCUGUCGCCAUGCAGCACCCCAACCACCCUGAUGACACCAUCCUGCAGUGUGAUGCCCAGUACUUGCAGAUCUAUGCAGUGACGCCCAUUCCAGAUUAUGUGGACGUCCUGCAGAUGGACAGGGUCCCAGAUCGCGUCAAGAGCUUCUACCGCGUCAACAAUGUGAGGAAGUUCCGGUACGACAGGCCUUUUCACAAAGGCCCCAAGGACAAGGAGAAUGAAUUCAAGAGCCUGUGGAUCGAGCGCACCACGCUGACCCUGACCCACAGCUUGCCUGGCAUCUCUCGGUGGUUCGAAGUGGAGAGGAGGGAGCUGGUGGAGGUGAGCCCCCUGGAGAAUGCCAUCCAAGUGGUUGAGAAUAAGAACCAGGAGCUGCGGGCCCUGAUCAGCCAGUAUCAGCACAAGCAGGUGCAUGGCAACAUCAACCUGCUCAGCAUGUGCCUGAAUGGCGUCAUUGACGCCGCUGUCAACGGAGGCAUUGCACGCUACCAAGAGGCCUUCUUUGAUAAAGAUUACAUCACCAAGCACCCAGGAGAUGCUGAGAAGAUCACUCAGCUCAAGGAACUCAUGCAAGAGCAGGUUCAUGUUCUUGGAGUCGGGCUGGCAGUUCAUGAGAAGUUCGUGCACCCAGAAAUGCGCCCUCUGCAUAAGAAGCUGAUUGAUCAGUUCCAGAUGAUGCGGGCCAGUCUCUACCAUGAGUUUCCGGGUUUGGACAAGCUAAGUCCUGCAUGUUCAGGCACCAGCACCCCACGGGGAAAUGUCCUAGCAUCCCAUAGCCCCAUGAGCCCAGAGAACAUCAAGAUGACCCACCGGCACAGCCCCAUGAACUUGAUGGGGACCGGCCGCCAUUCAUCAUCCUCUCUCUCCUCACACACAUCUAGCGAAGCUGGAAACGUGGUGAUGUUGGGUGACAGCUCCAUGGGCGAGGCUCCUGAGGACCUGUACCAUCACAUGCAGCUCGCGUAUCCCAACCCCAGGUACCAGGGCUCAGUCACCAACGUCUCUGUUCUGUCCUCGUCCCAGGCAAGCCCUUCUUCCUCCAGCCUGAGUUCCACUCACUCAGCACCAUCCCAGAUGAUUACCUCUGCCCCUUCCAGUGCCCGAGGCUCUCCCUCUCUGCCAGAUAAGUACCGCCAUGCCCGGGAAAUGAUGUUGCUGCUGCCCACACACCGGGAUCGCCCAAGCAGUGCCAUGUAUCCAGCAGCCAUCCUGGAGAACGGACAGCUGCCAAACUUCCAGCGGGCCCUGUUCCAGCAAGUGGUUGGAGCCUGCAAACCCUGCAGUGAUCCCAAUCUGUCUGUGGCUGAAAAAGCGGUGCCAGCAGCCCCCAGCAGCUGGAGCCUGGAUAGCGGAGCCCGAGAGGCCCAGCCCUUCCUGUCUGCCCACACGGGGUGCAUCCUGGCCCCCCCAGUGCCUCCCCGAAGCCUGCUGCAUGGUCAUUACUCCCUACACUUUGACGCCUUCCACCACCCCCUGGGUGACACCCCCCCGGCCCUCCCAGCCCGGACCCUGCGCAAGUCUCCUCUCCACCCUAUCCCAGCCUCCCCCACAAGCCCCCAGUCGGGCCUGGAUGGCAGCAACUCUACGCUGUCUGGCAGUGCCAGCAGCGGUGUGUCUUCCCUAAGCGAGAGUAACUUUGGGCACUCCUCGGAGGCCCCUCCUCGAACCGACACCAUGGACUCCGUGCCGAGCCAGGCCUGGAAUGCUGACGAAGAUCUUGAGCCACCCUACCUCCCCGUCCACUACAGCCUCUCUGAGUCCGCUGUUCUGGACUCCAUCAAGGCCCAGCCGUGCCGAAGCCACUCAGCCCCGGGAUGUGUCAUCCCUCAGGACCCCAUGGACCCACCUGCGCUGCCACCCAAGCCCUACCACCCCCGCCUGCCGGCCCUGGAGCACGACGAGGGUGUGCUGCUGCGUGAGGAGGCCGAGAGGCCUCGGGGCCUGCAUCGCAAGGCCUCGCUGCCUCCUGGGAGCACCAAGGAAGAGCAGGCUCGCAUGGCCUGGGAGCACAGCCGAGGGGAACAAUGAGGGGUAGGGAGGCAGCUAGGACACCACCCUCAGUGAGCAGCUUGCCCCACCACUCCAGGUCUGAAAAGCAAGUCCCCCCGCAGGGAGCCAGAGAGGCCUGGCACUCAGGAGAGAACCACCCCGAGUCUACAUUCUACUGCCGUGAACUCGUGUGUUGCCA